Messenger RNA from Rhopalosiphum padi (bird cherry-oat aphid), 2386 nucleotides. It is a transcript of the gene Rab39, whose product is annotated as ras-related protein Rab-39B. NCBI's taxonomy places the organism in Eukaryota, Metazoa, Arthropoda, Insecta, Hemiptera, Aphididae. The record is from RefSeq and is a predicted model, not a curated record. Gene Ontology annotation, cellular component: Golgi membrane. Gene Ontology annotation, molecular function: GTPase activity; GTP binding. The coding region runs from base 724 to 1386 and encodes 220 amino acids. The transcript has 5 exons.
GUCUUAAUAAUAAUUACCUAUUAAUUUAAUAAAGGUCAAAUGGUCAAUGCGCCGGAUUACUGUUUUUUCUGUGGUUUGAUCGACUUAUUGCCCGCCAGGCGACAAUUUAUAAAAAUAUUAUUAUACCGGAACGCCAGGAACCAGUAUACCAGUUACCUGAUUUAUACGACAACCGCAAAUGAAGAGAGGACAGCAACAGCUGAGCUGGUAACCAUGAAUGGAGAAACGUUACGACUUUGCGGGGUUGUGUGUAAUAUCCAUAGAAUAAUAUCACAAAACAAAAACUGAUGGAGGGGAAAGUGAUGAUAAUGAAAUAAUAUAAUAUCAUUAAAGAACGACUAUUAUAGGGCCACAAGGACGAACCAAACAGUAUUAUCUCUCAGCACUCGCGAUAUUUGCAUAAUGCAUAAUAACUUCGCUAGAUAAAGGGAAAAAAAAUAAAAAUCAUUAACUGAUUGUCUUACCUACGUCGUAGUUAUUAGUUAUUUUUAAUACACAUGUGAACGUACAAAGAAACAAUUCUGCUGUUGACAGUGUAAUUUGUAAGCUUACAUACACCAGCAAGUUCAGUGAUGGUUACGCAAGUUUUUGUCGAAGAUUUUGUAUUUCAAUUGACUAAUAAUUUUCAUUAUUAGUCAUCCAAUUCAGUUGAAUUAGAACGAUUUUGUCUUCCGAACUAACUACGACGAACGCACAUUCAUUGUUUCGUCUGCAUUCUACAAUAUGGCUGACCUGAUGUUUGAUUAUCAGUUCCGUUUGAUACUGAUCGGUGACAGUACAGUGGGCAAGAGUUCGUUGUUGAAGUUUUUCAACGAUGGUAAAUUCGUCGAGGUGUCUGAUCCAACAGUUGGCGUUGAUUUUUUCGCUAGAACAAUACAAAUACCCAGUGGUCCACGAAUAAAAUUACAGUUAUGGGAUACAGCUGGCCAAGAAAGAUUCAGAUCAAUUACAAAAUCUUACUACCGAAAUUCAGUUGGUGCUUUGUUAAUAUAUGACAUAACAAAACGAGCCAGUUUUGAUCACAUACCUGUUUGGAUGAAUGAUGCCAAACGACACAUUGAACCUCACCGACCAGUAUUUGUCUUAGUUGGUUGCAAAUUAGAUUUGGUAAAUAAUGGUGCUAGUAAGAGGGAAGUGACUGAAGAAGAAGCCAAACAAUUUGGCGCAGAACAUAAUAUAUUUACUGUUGAAACAUCUGCCAAAACCGGUUCUAAUGUUGAAUUGGCAUUUUCUGCAAUCACCCAAGAAAUAUAUCAGAGGAUAAAAAGUGGUGAAUACCAAAUGGAAGAAGGCUGGGAUGGUAUUAAAAGUGGCUAUUCACAUCAUUCAGCUAGCAUUGACUUCAAUAACUAUAUCGAAGCUGAACCAGCUAAAUCGUGCUGUUAAAACUUAAAUCCCCUUAACAAGCUUAUUACUGUUUUUUUUUUUUUUUAUCUUUAACUGAAUAACAAUUUUACGAAACAAACAUUUAGCUUUGAUGACUUUUAAUUUUUUAAAUUUUAAAUGUUUAUAUUGACAAAUAUUAACCUAAGGUAAAUAUGUAAGCUACACUUAGGAGAAUGGUACAAGACUAGUAUUUUAUGAAUUAUUGUAAACUAUAGUUUAUUAUAUAGAUAUAUUAUAUAUAAAUGUAUAAUUUUUUUGCACAUAAUUAUAUUUUUUUAAUAUGAAUGUUUUACAAUUAAGCUUUGUAUAAACUAUCUGUCAUACUCAAAAAUAAAUUACUAUAAUUUAUUUCCAAAUGUCAACAUACACUGUUUUAUUGCUUGCUGGCAUAGAUGGUAGUCCCUGAAAGGUGGCACCAUGUGCUUAUGCAAUAAUGAUAAAAGUACCAUGAAUUCUGCUAAAGCCUUUUCAUAAUUGUGCUUAUCCAUCAACCGUUUGGCAACAGAAUAUUUAUUCUCAGUAUCCUUAAAAAAAUAUUUGUAUUAAUAUUUCUCAUUAAAUGUAAUUGAACAGUAGGUACCUGCAAAACUUUUAGAACCGGUAACAGUUUAGUUGUUUUUGAGCAAACCAUACAAGAUACUACAAACUCCAUUGAUUCUGUUGUCACCGUGAUUGCAUUUCUACAAUGUGUACACCUGAUUCUAAGUGAUGUAUUUGUCUUCAUCUGUUCCAAAGUUGGCCAAUCUUGACAGCAGGCAAUACAAUUACAUUCAAACCAAUACCUAUUACAGUAAACCCAGUGUAUUUCAGUUAAUUGCUCACAAUAUUUUGUUGUAUACAAUAGUUUAUAAUACAUAUAUUAUAUAAUAUUCAUUAGUCAUAUGGAUAACAGUUAGUUAAAAUAUUAUACAUAUGUUCAAUUAACUUGUACAAAUAUAUUUUUUAUUUAAUACAAAAUGUAAAUAAGCAGUAAAAUUAUUUGAUGACAUUUAAAGUAAAA